Molecule: messenger RNA, 926 nt
Organism: Symbiodinium necroappetens
Lineage: Eukaryota; Dinophyceae; Suessiales; Symbiodiniaceae
Source: the annotation of a GenBank genome assembly
GAGGCGAGCUUCUCCCUCCUGCUAGGCAGCUCCUGCCUCAAGAUGCUGCUGAGCUGGAGACCGAAGCUUGCGCGGACUCCAGCAACCCGAGCAAUGAGGCCCCAUGGCAACGGCGUGUCAAGCUUAGGUCUAGCCCAAGCAGUGGCAUCGCUUCGCAGCAGGUGGCAGUCUUGCAUGGGCGAGCUUCUUUCAGAGGACUGCCCCGGGACAUCCUAAGCUCAUUGCCGACAGAGCUUUCGUCGGAAUGGGACAAUGGGCCUAAGGGCAUCACCCUGAGGUUUAUAGCCCGGGGUGGUGAUAAACUUGCCUUUGAAGCAGAGGGAAUGGUGCUGAAAGUGAGCAACAUUUCGCAACAGCCCGAGGUUCAUUUCUCCAAGCUGUUGCCGUUGCUCACUGCUACCACUCACUGGCAGGAGCAAGUCCAAGUGCAGCUCCAUCAACCCGAUGGAGAGGUUUUCCAUAACCACGAGCUCUACCUCACCUGCCAAGAUAAAGUGGUUUUGGCGGCCGAGCUCCUCGCCGCGAGGGGGGAGACGUUUUCAUUUAAGUUUCUAGCUUACGUGGGAUGUCUGCUCACCUACGUGGCAUCCAUGGGGAUCUCAGUGAAGGACACUGGCGCCUCCAACAUAGGUGUCAGUGUCAAGACAGCUUCGCACUCUCACCCAGAAGCUGUCUUCUUUGAUACCUUGUCAUGGACGGUAUCCAAACGCCCCAGCUAUAAGUGGACGGGAUGGAUGGACUGCGCUGCAAAGUACUGUCCAUUGCACUCGCAGUGGCUAAAGCAAGCAGUACUGGGGGCAAACUCCAACCCUGCCUUGGCCUUCUCCAAGCUCUUCUCUGAGUGUCAAGCUUAUGCAGAAAGGCUGGAGGCUCAAGGUGCACUCAAAGGAGGAGUAAUGACAGAGGCCAGUCUGCCAAGCCUCUAG